AUGUUUCUGGUUAUAUGGGCGGGUAAGUCUGAAAUGUCACAACAUCAACUAUCUAUCGAUCGUUCGGUUGCGAUUUCAUUGUCCAAACUUCCACAAAGACAUUUUUUAAAUAUUGAGAACUAUCGCUUCAAGAUUCGUUUAAGUAAUCUAUUACAUUUAAAUGUUGGUAACAAACCUACUAAAAAGUAAGAAUUUGAUCGCAUAACUGGCAUAUCAUCUCUGUGAAAAGAUUUGACUUAGAGAUUCAGACUUUCGCGUUUAAAAUAUAAGCUGGCAGUCUUGCCGAUCAAAAAACUACUGAGAAGUUAUGAAUAUGUGAAAAAAACUAAUGCUUAAAUGUUCCACUGUUUUACUGCCAUAUUUUCUUUUUGUUCGGUUCAAACAGUUUGUUAAGAAGUUCAAUUUCAUUUUCACUCUGCAUGGAAGCGAUCUGGACGGUAGCGUGACCGAAAUGGAAUUGAAAUUGACAUCUGUACUUUAUUCAUAAUAAACGAUCGCGAUCACAGUGUCUUUUCGAUUGACUACGCAGUAGUUUUUUACAUAACUUGAACAUAAUUUGUCGGUUUACUUCAGAUUCGAUAAAUGAAGUGAAAGAGUUAAAUCACAAUUCCGUCGUGCUGUCAUUUUCAUGUCUCCUUGAAUUUGCAUUUAAGCGGCAUUUGGGUGUAAUAAUUAACAACCGGUGCGUGACAAAUCAGUCUAGUGUCGCCUUUAUAGGAACCUGUACAGAGUUUCCGCUAUUAUUAACGGGUUUUUUUCUUUGUACUUUAGUUCUGUUUUUGUCAACUACUUCUGAAGUGUCCUUAGGAGGUAGGUUGUUUCUCUCUCACUCUUGCAAAUUAUUUGUGAAAAACGAUACAAAUAUCUCAGAUUGUCACAAAUACUACGUACAGCGCUGUUUUUUUUUUGUCUAAGUUACUAAAUUCGGACACUUUUAUAUAAAGAUAUUAAAUGUAGCACAGUCUCUUAAACAGACGGCGUUGAUGAAAGUAACGUGAGCAUGCUCGUGUGAUUCUUGCCCUGCGUUUGUUGCUUCAGGGUCAACGAGAUGAAAUAUUUUUCUGGCUUCGGUUAUUCAUUACGUAAGCGUUCUGCAGGUGAAGGAUUCUGAGCGAAGUAUUAAAGCCGAGUGUAGCCUGCAUACUUGGCGCAUGAAAAAUGUAUAGUGCAAAUUACAAAGGUACAGAAUGGGCCAUGACGUGUGAGAGAUGGACAUAUCCACCGCUCAUGCGCGUAUCGUUUGUCUCUAUCCCCAUAUUUAAUUUUAAAAACUGCGUCUGCAACGCAUACCACCUUGACACGGUCCGGGGUAAGGUAAAUGACAGGUGGGGAUGUCGUAUUCCUCCCUUCGCCCCAGAUGAGACUUGCCUUAUAUUGCCCCCGCCAGCAGGAAUGGAAUGGUUCGGUAAUUUAUUUGUGGUGUCAAUAUUAAUUUAAUAAUACCGAAAGGUCCGUCAACAAAUCGAGCAGCAUAUCUGAGCGAGAUGCACUCUUCCUCUCUGUCCCAAUGACUUUUCACAAAAAAACUUUUAAAAAGACCGUUCUGUCACCGAUCAUGCUAUCACUUUAACCACUUAGAAUUUUUGACAGAGAGACUAGUAGUAUAUUCGUUGACUCUCCUUGUCCAGGUAAAAUUUCCUUUAUUUUUCUGCCUGUCCUCAUACAGACUAGAAUUCUUAGAACUCUAUAAGUCGCAUUUAAGAAUUUUAGACAGUGUCGUUUUAAAUAAGGUGUGGAUAUCAGAUUCACCUCUUUUACAAAGUAUGCUUGGUCUCACAACCUUUCGCGCUGGCGUAGGUGACUAGCUCAGGUUAUAACACUCACAUAAUCCAUUUUUUUUUGCUCCUAGUUUGUAGAGAGGACCAUAAGCUUCUUACAGAGCUUUCCGGUCAGUUAUCCAGCCCUGAUCAGGGUAAAUCUGGUUUCUGUACUUGGCUGAUAACUGUUCCUAAGGAUCUAAGGAUUAUUCUCUAUUUCGAAUCAUAUAACAUUGACGGUACCGGCUCUAACCUGACAUGCGGAAGCCAAAGAACCCGCAUAGAGCUAAAAGACAGUUUUGGCGACCAACCCUGGAAAACCUACUGCCAAAGUAAAAUGCCGCAGGCAGUUGCAACUAACAAAAGUUCACUCUUAGUGAACUUCAGUUUGUCAGAAAGCGAUCAUAAGAGUUGGUUCACAGCGAAAUAUACAACGCUACCAUUUGAAAAGAGUAAGUACAUUUAAAAUAUGAAUGGUUAAAAUUAUGUUACACUGAAUUGCUAGUAUUCGUUCCCCAGGUCCGGUCCGCACUGAAGUGCUGGCAGAAGCUUAUUGGGGCAGGUCAACCCCCAUUAUUUCCUGUGUGUUGUAGCUAUCUUAACUUUAACGCAGUGGAAGAUUGGGGAAACAAAAGCUUGCUGUGAGCUGUGUUUUAGAAUAACAAUAACCCUUCAAUGGUGAAGAUAAUUCCACUUUUUCCCGUUUUAUCCUUCCCCCUUUUGUGUAAAAUUCUCUCUUGUGGUAAUUUGAUUUCUUCCGGCAUCGAUACUUUCUAUGACUGUUAAAUCCUCCCCAUCCUCACCCCAUUCGUUCUUGAAUUAGUGAACUAAGCAGUUUAGAUAAUACCGUAUUUUUUCGAUUAAGCGCCCAACCUCGAAUUAGCGCCCACCUCGAAUAAGCGCCCAUCCUAAAGGCAGAAAAUGUUAAUAAGCGCCCAGCCUCGAAUAAGCGCCCACUCUCAAGGUCCAAAAAUUUAAUAAGCGCCCAGGGCGGUUAAUGGAAUAAAUACGGUAAUACGGUUUUUUGUUGUAGAGGUUGAUCUGGGCGAGGUCUCAGGCGCGGAGAUCUCUAGUCCAAUGUAUCCAGGUAGAUACCCGAGGAAUUCGUACUUCAAGUGGUCGGUGGUUGCUCCCUCGGGAUUUCGCAUCAAGAUACAAUUCACAAAGGUGAAAAUAUCUAGCCAUUACUCUGAUUGCCGGGAAGAUAGUGUGAUGUUGCUAGAUGGGUCGUCCGAGGAGAGCAAAGUUUUAGAUACAAUCUGCGGUGAAAGAAUCGUUCAACCGGUGUACUACACCUCUGGAAACAGCUUGACAGUGGAGUUCAGAUCUGCUGUUGGAGAAUCAAAUUAUGACAGCAAUGGAUUCAAGGCCACUCUUUCCAAAGGUAAUUAAAUUUUUUUUAAUUCUUCGAUUUCUUUUCCUCAUUAGGACGUUAGGGUCCCGGAGAAGUGUAUCAGUCAGGGGCGUAGCCAGGAUUUUUCAAAAGGGGGGUCACAGAGGCUACUCACCAGAUUGUCAUGUCGACUUCCACGCCCAUAUUAACUAAAGACAAGAGCCGUUGACGAAAAUACUUUUAAAAAAAACAAAUUUUAAAAAAGUGGGCUUUUCAACAAUGGCUUUUAUGGCCAAGAUAUUGUCAUGGCGUUUUCGCCACNCCCCCCCCCCCCCCUUAGCUACGCCCCGGUCAGUCCGUCAAUGACCCUGGUAGGUUCGUUACAUUACAAGUUUAGUCUCUCGGGGGGUCGUGACGAUCUCCUGGUUCAGGUUCACGUGAACUCCAGUAGUAAACAUGCCUGUGCCUGUAACAUGCCUCUCAAUAUCUUGUAUUUUGUCAUUUCAAAAUAAAGUGUAUGUUCUAGUGACUUGUCAUACCUAGGGUCCAUAAUGGGCUAAAAACCAAUCACCGUGUUGAGCAAACACUUAUGAUACCAGUGCAGGGGCACAAAAAUAAUAAGGUAACAUACAGACUUUGAGAAUUACGCUCUAACUGAUGUCUGGUCUUUUCAUUUCUCGGAAAGAGUCUACACAGAUUUUAGAACGAAAGGUCCUGUAGAGAGGCCAUAGAGGUCUUUAAUUGACGUCGGUAACUCGUAACAGUAUUUAAACUGACAAGCCUGAGGCCGAGGGUGCGCUCAUUUUAGCUCUUCUCUCUAUCAGUGCUUCUUUAAGAUACACGAAAUGGAAAGAAGUCGAAGCAGGGAUUUGAGGUCACACUUGGAAAUCGAACUAAGGAACCUCCCGCACAGAACUGCCGCGCUUUUACCGACUGCGCUAAUCCUUACUCCUAAACCUUCGUUUAUCCAUGAGGUAACGCCCCUUGCGGCUUACCUGACCAAACACUUUGCAAAUGUUUAAUUGACCUCCUGGUCAUUAGUUUGUUGACGGUGUAUGAGAAAUUAUACACCGUCAAAUAUCAUAAAUAGGAACAGUAAAAAUAUGGCGUAGUUAGCAUUUUACAGAAAGCAAGCUACGGAACGGAACCUUUAUAUUUUUUUAAUGACAGGCAGUUGUGUUUUAAAAACGCUUUUGUUGUUCUUGUUGUUGUUGCGCGUGGAACUGACUUAGAUCGUUUCCGUUUAUCCCUAGAGGCGAAACUCUACCUAAUCCUCCUUCCCUGUGCUGCUGGAAUCCUCUUGGUCUUUGUUAUAGUUUUUGCCAUUGUGUUCAUGUAUCGACGUCGUAGACUGACUUUACCGAGUGCUAGUCGUCCACGAAUGCAGAUGUCACUACUAAACGAUGAUGAUCACAUCAGCACCACUCAGAUAUCUGCCGAGGCUGAUCCACCAAACGAGGCAAACUUGCCAGUGUAUCGCCCGACCACACAGGCGAUAAAGAGCUAA
Molecule: messenger RNA, 4597 nt
Organism: Porites evermanni
Lineage: Eukaryota; Metazoa; Cnidaria; Anthozoa; Scleractinia; Poritidae
Source: the annotation of a GenBank genome assembly